Messenger RNA from Protopolystoma xenopodis, 1005 nucleotides. The record is from the annotation of a GenBank genome assembly. Lineage: Eukaryota; Metazoa; Platyhelminthes; Monogenea; Polystomatidea; Polystomatidae.
AUGUUAUCGGCCAUAUCUCAAGAGGAUUCACAUUUAAGAUUGUCAGGGUUGAAAUUCCUUGAAAUUGAGCUUAGGGAAGCUUUUUCAAUUUAUAGCGGAGCCAAGGUGGAUUAUGAAAUCAAACAGAAUGAUGAGCUGUUCUUGGCUGGUCUUUAUAAAUCGAUUGACUUUAUUAUUCAGGCCCUACUUUCGUAUUUUGUUGAAGAAGACUCUCCUUCUACUCUCCUGGCGACCCAGUGCUUAAAUUUAAUUUUGUGUCUUCUUAUUACAUUGAAUUCAAAAGACUUCAGCGUUAGAAACUUCUUUGAUGUCAUUGUUGAACAUGGGUUCAAAUCACCUAAUAGCACGGAAUAUAAAUUUUCUCUCUGCAAAGCCUUGCCUGUUAUUUUGGACUCAGAACCAGUAGCAAAUAAAUCAACACUGAAACAUUCUGCAUUUGAACCGCUUCUAAAAUGUCUAGUUGAGCUGGGCUGGUCAGGCAGCGAUUUAUAUACGCACGUUCAACUGGCAUUCUCAUCUGUUCUCGAUAAAAUCGGAUACUCAGCCUUUUGUGAAAUAAUUAAUAAUUGGAAAAAAAAUGAAGAUACCUCUUUUAUCCGAAACCAAGUUGAGUUAGCACUUAAAUGGUCGAACAAUGUCUUUCGUGGGUCAGAUAUUUCCGAAUCUUGUACUCACGAUGAACAACUUACCAUUGAGGAAUAUCGUGAUGAAGAUUAUCAUCUUACCGAAGAUGAAGGAUCUGAUGAAUUAAUUGAUGGCUUAGACUCUGAUCAAAGCGAUAGCCCUGGGGAUGAUGACACUCUAUCUAUAGAGGAUGAUUUUCCCUUUCGUUAUGCUGAUAUAGAAUUUAUGCUGCCAAAAGAAACUUAUGAUUCUGUCUCAUUUUGUUGCCAGUCUUCAUCACUCUUCUUCUCUCCUUUGACGAACCCUGCCAUAGCGCACGCAUCUGUUACGUACGAUCCUAGAAUCGCCCACCAAGGUGCCGAGGCCAUGCGCGAUGCUGUU